AUGAGGAGAGAAGGUUUGGAGAGAGGCACUGAGGAAGGUUCGGAGCUGCAACCAGCCCUCGUUGUGUGGGGAAGAGCGAAGAACCAUCGACUGGGCAUUCCAUACGCCGAAGGUGACAUAUUCCAGCCGAGCGAACUUCCAAAAAUUGUAUUAGAUCGACUGGUAAGUGAUCGAAGGACGCCCAACCACGUUCUGCAGGUCGCUUGUGGAGGCAGUCACACUGCAAUUCUGUUGCGGAACGGCGCCUUGUACACAGUAGGUCACGGAUUGUACGGACAACUAGGUCUUGGGCAAAGAAUACGUAGGGUUUCCUUACCAACUCGCGUACGAGGCGUACUAGGUCCAGAAGCGAUCACAAACGUGGGUCGCAGCUCUGCCGUAGCCCUGCCGCCCAUAGAGGCCGUGGCUUGUGGACGCUAUCACACUUUCGCAGUCUCGAGCGACGGGAGGCUUUUCUCCUGGGGAGGCGGGAAGAAUGGCCGCCUCGGUACAGGAACAGAGCUGAGGUCGUUCCUACCGUGGCCCGUGAGUACCGUCCAGGAGAAAGUCCCGGGCCAACCAGGCAAUGUUCGUCGCUCGCUAGCAAUCCCCAGUGAAUGCCAGAUCGUCGCUGUUGAGUGCGGGUACCAUCACUCCGUCGCUUUAAGCGCUAUCGGCGUGGUGUAUACUUGCGGAUGGGGUGCCUAUGGCCAGCUGGGUCACGGAAGCUGCAACGACGAACCAUCGCUCUUGGCAGUCACUUUUCGGGACGAACAUGGGAACGCUUUGCCUAAUCUUCGAAUCAUCAAAGUGGCCAGCGGUGACCGACACACGCUCGUCCUGACUGAUGACGGUCGCAUUUAUGGAUUCGGAAGCAAUGAAUACGGCCAACUUGGCAUCACCAUGUCCUGCGAUCAGGAAACAGCAGAGAAUCCCACGAGUAAGCAGUGUGUUUUCUCCGAGCCUCGGCUCCUAACAGGCGGCGCGCUCGCCGGCCGCCGCAUUGCUCAGAUUGCCUGCGGGGAGCGUCACUCGGUCGCUUUGAGUGAUCAAGGUGAAGUGAUCUGCUGGGGUCAUGGUAUGAGUGGUCAGCUUGGCUUGGGCGAGAGUAUCACAAUGACGCCGACUCCGCAAAUUCUCAACACUAGGAAUUCACCACUUGCCUCUCGCAGAGUGACUGGCAUUGCCUGUGGCCACGAGAACACACUUUUUCUAGUGAGCGAUAACGAGAUAUACGUCACGGGUAGCGGCGAAUACGGCUUACUUGGCAUUGGGGCCGGAGCGCCGCGCAUGGCUUUUGAACCCGUCAGAGUGCAGUUGCCACCAGGUUUCCGAGUCGAUCGAGCAACGAUGGGCCAUUUCCACGCCGCUGCUUGGGGAUACCGUUCGCACUGA
Messenger RNA from Cyanidioschyzon merolae strain 10D, 1374 nucleotides. RefSeq names its product similar to UVB-resistance protein UVR8. Bases 1 to 1374 code for a protein of 457 amino acids. The record is from RefSeq and is a predicted model, not a curated record. The transcript has a single exon. NCBI's taxonomy places the organism in Eukaryota, Rhodophyta, Bangiophyceae, Cyanidiales, Cyanidiaceae.